UCUCCAAAUAUUAAUCACAGGAAUAGUGAACCCAACCCUGGUGGAUGUAGACAUUAAAACAGAUCCUGUUUCUGAUUUAGACUGAAAGUCACAGGAAAUCAUACAGCUUGCUCAGAUUAAUGAAGUAACUACUUGCAUCAAAUACUAUCUACGGAAUUCACCACAUGGCAGUCUUGCUUCUCUUAUCUAACAGGAUGUCAAGUCUGCAACACUAAAAGAGCCACCAUCUGCGGCAGUUCUGAUCAGUAUUUUCUGGUAAUCUGGUUGAUAAUGAAGAAUGACGCUGUUUAUAUAUUAGCAUAUUAUAGGUAGUCCAGAGGAACGAGGAAUACAAGCCUAUACGUACCUAGGUGGUCCUAGAAGGAUAGGUAACGCAUGAAAUAAGGUCUCUUCCAAGCUAGGAAAGUAGGAAUAGUAUUGUACAAUUUAUUUGAUAAAUAUACCUAAAUUAUCAUUGUUAAAAGAGACGAGAAAAUUAAAUUUGAGGUAAAGGAAAGAAUUUACUUACAUAAGACGUGUCAGCGUUAGAUUUACUUGAAAAAAAAAAAAAAUUGGAGCAUCACUCAUACAGCCGACGCUCAUUCGUCGGUAAAACGUGCACAGGGUAUUCAAAAUAUGUUAUUUCCGGAACCCUAGUGACUAUACUGAAUAUUGUUGCGCCUGCCGAUCAGUCUACCAGAGUCCAUAUAUAAAACUGGAAUUAAAGAUCGAGAAGCAAAACAAGAAAGAGAUCGAUCGAUCGAUCGAUCAUAUACAUGAACUCAGCAAUUUGGGUUUGGAUUACAAGAAAGAGAUCAUAACAAAAGAGUUUACAAGAAACAGUUGCGUUGUAAGACUAGCUGCGGAUCAAAUUGAAGUAUGGGUCUAGUAUUCGGCUGUUUGCAAGUGAAGGAGUCAAAGGUUGCUGUGAGGGAACAUUUUGGUAAGUUUGAUGAUGCGCUUGAACCAGGUAUUCACUGCUUGCCUUGGUGUUUUGGGUACAAGAUAGCUGGUGAGGUAUCACUGCGUGUGCGACAGCUCGAUGUUAAAUGUGAAACCAAGACUAAGGAUAAUGUAUUUGUCAAUGUGGUUGCAUCUAUUCAGUUUCGUGCAUUACCGGAAAAAGUAGAGCAUGCUUUCUAUAAGCUAACUAACGCCAAUGAGCAGAUUCAAGCCUAUGUUUUCGAUGUUAUCAGGGCAAGUGUACCCAAGCUGGAGUUGGAUAAUGUCUUUGAGCAGAAGAGUGAUAUAGCAAAAGUCGUUGAAAAGGAGCUUGCAAAGGCAAUGUCUGCUUAUGGUUUCAAAAUAGUCCAGACCCUUAUUGUUGAUAUUGUGCCUGAUGAUCGUGUCAAGAGAGCGAUGAAUGAGAUCAAUGCAGCUGCAAGACUGAGGGUUGCUGCAAUGGAAAAGGCUGAAGCAGAAAAAAUUUUACAGGUCAAGAGAGCUGAAGCAGAAGCAGAGUCCAAGUACUUAGCAGGGCUUGGAAUAGCUCGCCAGCGCCAGGCCAUUGUUGACGGGCUGAGAAAUAGUGUUGUUCUAUUCUCUGAAAAUGUUCCUGGAGCAUCAGCCAAGGAUGUCAUGGACAUGGUUCUACUGACUCAAUACUUUGACACCAUGAAGGAGAUCGGAGCAUUAUCUAAGUCAUCAUCCGUUUUCAUUCCCCACGGGCCAGGUGCUGUGAGAGACGUUGCUUCGCAGAUUCGAGAGGGUCUCCUUCAACCCGAUUCUGCUCAAAAUUGAAGGCAUACAACUUUAGAAUAGCAAGUACUAUCUGGAAACUUAUUGACUGUUUAGGUUUCACUUAAUAAGAUGCUAGCUGCUCAUAUUUUUCAUGCUUGAAUUUUGGUUUUCUCCUUGGUAACACAAUAUUGUCAUAUUCUUUGUAGUGAAUCCCAUAUCGACAGUCCUCAAAUUUUGGUUGUCUUCUAGUAUUAUGCAACUCACCACGGCACAAAUGCAGAAUGACAACUUAAGCAAGAGUAAAAAAAAAAUAGCAAAAGUUACGAAUGAACGUGAUCAGAGUACAAGGGCACUAUCGACAUUUCCCCAGUCGUCCUUGUUUUCUUGGAGAUGAGGCACCUGCAUACGUUGCCCACGUCAGCGCACA
This is a messenger RNA of Rosa chinensis, 2086 nucleotides long. Its product is annotated as hypersensitive-induced response protein 2. Lineage: Eukaryota; Viridiplantae; Streptophyta; Magnoliopsida; Rosales; Rosaceae. The transcript is spliced from 7 exons. The record is from RefSeq and is a predicted model, not a curated record. Bases 859 to 1719 code for a protein of 286 amino acids.